This is a messenger RNA of Poecilia reticulata (guppy), 1771 nucleotides long. The record is from RefSeq and is a predicted model, not a curated record. NCBI's taxonomy places the organism in Eukaryota, Metazoa, Chordata, Actinopteri, Cyprinodontiformes, Poeciliidae.
AAACAUGUUUUUCAGGGCAUUUUUUAUAAAGGGGAACAAAUGUCAGCAUUGGACACACAACGGCAACUGAUCAUCUUUAACAGGUGUGAGAGACUGACCCAUCUGUCUCAGCUCACUGUGAAACAAUGACAAAAAAAUCCAGCAUAUUUCAGGGGUCCAUUCUGACUAUGAUUGCCUUGGGGUUAGGCACUGGGGCUUUGCUGAAAUUUCGCUUUAGUGUAUCUGAAGGCACAAGACUGUUGCUUGAAAUGGCAGGAGAUGUGCUUCUAAACCUGCUUCAGAUGUUCGCUGUGCCCCUCAUUGUGACAAGCGUGAUUGCAGGCGUAACUGCAUUAAACACCAGAUUGUCUGGGAAAACAGCCGUCUACAUAUUAAUCUACGUUUGUUGCACUACCACUCUGGCUGUAGUUCUCGGACUGUUUCUAGUGAUCACGCUUGAGCCUGGUACGGAAUCAAAAGCUGAAUAUUCUGAAUCGCAUGUCCCAGAAUACUCUAUGCAUCUGGUUUUCAUGGAUAUUUUUAGGAACAUGAUUCCAGAGAGCUUUGUUCAGGCUUUCUUUGAGCAUUACCAGACAGUGGUUAUUGACAUCAGUCCACAAGACAAUACCAUCAUCUUUGACCCAAUAAAAGGGGCCAAUGACUCGACGAUGCAACUGAUGGGCCGUUAUGUUGCUGGAGCCAACAUGCUAGGACUGAUCACCUGGUCUUUCGUUGUCGGCAUCCUGUUAAACAGGGUGGGAGUCCAGGCAAAAGUUACUGUGAAGGCCGCUAGAGAAAUGAACGAUGCAAUAAAAAUCAUAUUCAAGUAUAUCCUGUGGUACAUGCCAAUUGGAACUUUUUUCCUGAUGAUAGGCCACGUGUUUCAAAUUGAAGACUGGAAUGCUGUCUUUAAACUUGGAAAGCUCAUACUGGUGCUUUUUCUAGGGUUUGCACUUCACUCCCUCGUUGUUCUUCCCUUAGUUUACUUUGUGUUCACCAGACAGAACCCUUUUAUGGUCUUUCGGCAUAGCUACAGAGCUUUGGUAAAUGCAGUUAUGAUGGCAUCCAGCUCUGCCACUCUGCCUAUCACUCUUCAGUGCUGUGAAGAGAACAUGAAGGUCGAUGUGAGAUUCUGCCGUCUCACGUUGCCCAUCGUCUCCACCAUCAACAUGAAUGGGAUGGCGAUCUACGAAGUGAUCGCUGCUGUCUUUAUUGCCGAGCUAUCUCACAUCAACCUGGAUAUCCACCAUAUAUUCUCCAUUGGUUUGACUAGUGCUGUCGCCAGCUUUGGAGCUGCAGGUGUCCCAAUGUUGGGACCUGCAAGCACCGUCCUGAUUCUGACAGCUGUGGGACUGCCUGCAAGGGAUGUCUCCAUUCUGAUGGUCUUUGAGUGGUUUAUAGACCAUUUCGCCACCAUGGUGAAUGUACUGGGUGACUGCUUUGGUAUGGGUGUCAUCAGUCAUCUGUGCCAGAAUGAGCUGAAAAGCCUGGACGACGGCAUGAACAUUAAUCCCUUUCAUCAGAUCGAUUUGGACUUAUGUUUGGAUCCUAAUGAACAGUUCAUCCCCUCCACGCCCCCUCCUCCUUCUCCCCUUCAAGAUCCAUUUCACCUAAGUGAGUGAGGGGAUCGUCUCAGCACCAUAUUAACACCAACAAGCUGAACCCUCAGGAUUGGGACGUCAACAUCCUGGGGUGUCUGAGCUGUUCAUUUCCUUGUUUACAUACAUUUCCAGUAGGAUGGUGUCAGUUUAUUCAUUUGUAUUUAGCUUCUCUGGUAUUUCAGUUUUUUGUA